AUGGCAGAAGUGAAUGUAAUUUCCUCAAGUAUCAUACCAGGUAACAUAAACCAAUCGGAACGAACAAAGAUCCAUCUAACCUCAUCUGAUCUCAACCUUCUUCAAGACGAUUAUUCUCAGAGAGGUCUUCUCUUCCACAAACCCGACCCGGAAAACCGUUUCAUCUCUCAACUAAAAACCUCUCUUUCUUCUGCUCUAGCGAUCUACUUCCCGUUCGCUGGUCGUCUUGUCAAAGUUGACAAUCAUAAAGAUCACACGGUGUCGUUUCACGUCGACUGCAACAACUCCGGAGCCAAAUUCGUCCACGCCAUAGCCGAAUCUGUAUUGGCAAGCGAUUUUCUUCAACCUGAUGGCUCUGUUCCCGGAUUUUUAAGGGCUUUCUUCCCCAUGAACGGUGUCAAGAGCAUAGACGGCAUUUUAGAACCCUUGCUUGCUAUGCAAGUCACCGAGAUGAAAGAUGGAGUCUUUAUUAGUUUCGGUUACAAUCACAUGGUGGCCGCUGGUGACUCGAUCUGUAAUUUCUUGAGCGCUUGGAUAAAGAUUUUCUCCAAUGGUCAACGGGAGAAUCUUUAUCAGCCUCUUGUCCUCAGAGGAUGGUUCCUCGAUGGAAUCGAUUCUCCGAUCCAUAUUCCGGUUUCGAAGAUAGAGACAAAGACGGCGACAAGUGAAAUUUCGACCGAAGAGAGAGUCUUUCACUUCACCAAGAAGAACAUUUAUGAUCUGAACACAAAAGUCAACGACGAGAAUGGAUCAAGUGACCAGGAAGUCUCGUCUCUUCAAGCGGUCUCCGCACAUUUGUGGCGAUCAAUCACUAGACACAGUGGUCUAAACAGAGAAGAAGUGGCGCGUUGCGUAGUAGGAGUGGAUUUGAGACAGAGGCUUGACCCUCGGCUUGAGAAAGAGUGUUUCGGGAAUGUGAUCUAUGGUGCAAUAGCUUCAGCUACAGUUGGAGAGCUGCAAGAUCGUGGCUUAGGGUGGGCUGCAUUGCAAAUAAGUAAAAUGUUGACAAAUGAAGAUUAUAGAAAUGUAAAUAUUCCAAAAUCUGGUGGUAGACUAGCUGGUAAUUCUAUAGUUCUCUCAGGCUCUCCUUGGUUUGAAGUGUAUGAUAGCAAUUUCGGUUGGGGCAGACCGAUCGCAGCUCAACCUGGACCGGGUAAUAGUAUCAGUGGCAAACUUGUACUUUAUCGUGGGGUCGAAGAUGGAAGUAUUGACAUUCAUGCCACCUUAUUUUCUGAUAUGCUUGUGAGUUUAUUGGUUGAUGUUGAAUUUAUGGAGAAUGUGAGUAUUACAUGA
Molecule: messenger RNA, 1293 nt
Organism: Microthlaspi erraticum
Lineage: Eukaryota; Viridiplantae; Streptophyta; Magnoliopsida; Brassicales; Brassicaceae
Source: the annotation of a GenBank genome assembly